UGAAGCCAUGUUUUUCUGGAUCCCUUGAAAAGAAGAUAGAUCAUGGUCACAAAACAACAACUUUGGUCUUAAUCAUAGUGAUACCGAUUGGAGUUAUUGGUGUUGUUGCGAUGGUUGUUGUCAUAUGGUUGAUUCCACUAAGAAGGUGCAUUAAAGAAAUGCCACGGGCAUCCAGAGAAAAUUUGUUCACAAUAUUGAACUUUGAUGGGAAUAUUGCAUAUGAAAGCAUAGUAGAAGCAACAGACAACUUUGAUUCAAGAUACUGCAUUGGAGUGGGAGGAUCUGGAAGUGUAUUUCGAGCUGAGUUAUCCAAUGGUCAGGUGUUUGCAGUAAAAAAGUUGAAUGAUGAAUCCAUACAAGGAGAUGGAUCUCGGGACUUCAAAAGUUUUACAAAUGAGAUUCGCAGUUUAAGUGAGGUGAGACAUCGGAAUAUUGUUAGGUUGUAUGGUUUUUGCUCUCAUGUGCGACAUUCAUUCAUAGUUUAUGAGUACUUAGAAGGUGGAAGCCUAGCGCAAGUAUUGAGCCAUGAUGAAAAAUCAAUGGAAUUGGAUUGGAUUAAGAGGGUGAAUGUUGUUAAAGCUGUGGCAAAAGCAUUAUCAUACAUGCACCAAGGUAGUUUCCCUACCAUUGUUCACCGAGACAUAUCCAACAAGAAUAUUCUUUUUGACCAAGAAUAUGAGCCUCAUAUAUCUGAUUUUGGCACGGCUAGACUCUUGAAUUCCAAUUCAUCGAAUUGGACUUCGUUUGCUGGAACAUUUGGCUACACUGCUCGAGAGUUUGCUUACACAAUGGAGGUGAACGAAAAGUGUGAUGUGUUCAGUUUUGGAGUGGUAGUUUUAGAAUUGAUUAUGGGACAACAUCCUGGAGAACUUGUUGCAUCCAUUUCAUUAUCAUCAUUAUCUGAAAACCAAAACGUUGUUUUGAAGGAAGUGUUGGACCCUCGACUUUCAAGUCCUGGGAAACAUGAAGCGGAAGAAUUGGUGUUGAUUGCAAAGAUAGCAUUUGCAUGUCUGAAUUUCAAUCCAGGAUCUCGGCCAACCAUGUUCCAAGUUUCUGCAUUGCUGUCCAAGAAAAUGCAGCCUUCAAACUUGUUCCCUGAUAUCACACUUAACCAAUUGUUUGGUCUUGAAUUUCCCACUGCCUGAGUACAACAUUAAUCUUCAUUUGCAUACUAUAUA
Molecule: messenger RNA, 1178 nt
Organism: Ipomoea nil (Japanese morning glory)
Lineage: Eukaryota; Viridiplantae; Streptophyta; Magnoliopsida; Solanales; Convolvulaceae
Product: MDIS1-interacting receptor like kinase 2-like
Exons: 3
Coding region: 111-1145 (344 amino acids)
Biological process (GO): protein phosphorylation
Molecular function (GO): ATP binding; protein kinase activity
Source: RefSeq, a predicted model, not a curated record